ACCGGAAGAGAGAAGGUGGACUCACACGUGGGUACGGUGCUCCAAUGAGAGAUCGGUGGGCGUGACCGGAAGAGAACGGGGGAGAGCGCACACGUGGGUCCCGGUGCUUUUCAGAUCAUGUCCGGCCUGUUCAUCAAGAAGCGAGCGGAGAAGAAACGGGGGGAGGGGAACGAUGGAGACGCGCAGAAGAAAAAGAAGAAGAAAAUGGUGCAUCUGCGGGAGGAGAUCGAGAGCGACUCCGACACCGAAGUAGCCCCGCCCCGCAGGAAGCGGGAGGAGGAGCAAGAAGAGGUGGAGGAGACGGCGCAGGAGAAAAAGCUGCGAUUGGCCAAGGAGUAUCUGCAACAGCUGCAGGCGCAGGAGGAGGAGGGACUUGAGGACGAGGGCCUGGACGCCGUAGCCAGCCGCUUACAGGAUGAUGUGCUUGAACAGCGAGGGAAACUUCAGCGUAAGCUCGCCAAAGAGUUGCUGCCUCCAGAUCCCUCAGAGUUCCGCCUCCUCCGCGGUCACCAGCUCCCCAUCACCUGUAUUGUCAUCACUCCGGACGAUCAGCACGUCUUCUCCGCCUCCAAGGAUUGUUCCAUCAUCAAAUGGUCGGUGAGCGACGGGAAGAAGGUGCACAAGAUUCCCGGCGGGCGGAAGGGCUGCGAACAGACGCAUGUGGGGCACACGACGCACAUCCUGUGCAUGGCGGUGUCAUCGGACGGGAAGUACUUGGCCUCUGGUGAUCAGAAUAAAUUGAUCUUCAUCUGGAACGCCGAAACCUGCCAGAAUCUUCACAAGUUCCCGGGACACAGAGGAGCCGUGUCUGGACUCUCCUUCCAGAAAGGGACUUACCAGCUGUUCAGCGCCUCCCACGACCGAUCCAUCAAAGUCUGGAAUGUCGCAGAGAACUCCUACAUAGAGACGCUUUUCGGCCACCAGGAUUGUAUCACCGGACUGGACAGCCUGAGCCGAGAGCGCUGCGUGACGUCCGGGGGAAGAGACGGGACCGUCCGGGUGUGGAAGAUCGCAGAGGAGUCGCAGCUUGUCUUCAGCGGGCAGGAGGGUUCUAUAGAUUGUAUCCAGUUGAUAAACGAGGAGCACAUGGUGUCCGGCGCGGAUAACGGAUCCAUCGCGGUGUGGCACGUGUCGAAGAAGAAGCCCCUCGCUCGGGUGAAGUGCGCACACGGGAAGCGCGGGGAACCCGGCCUGGAGGAGCCCCAUUGGAUCUCGGCCGUGUCUGCGGGGCUGAACAGCGACGUGGUCGCCUCCGGAUCUCAUGACGGCUCCAUACGUUUGUGGCAGUGCGGCGAGGGAUUCCGGGGUCUGCACCCCCUCUUCACUAUUCCCCUGGUCGGGUUUGUGAAUUGUCUCCAGUUCUCGAGUACGGCGGACUUUCUGGUCGCUGGAGUCGGCCAAGAACACAGACUUGGACGUUGGUGGCGGAUGAAAGAAGCCAAAAACGGGUUGUACAUCAUCCCCUUCAAGAGGAAGCAGCCGCAGAGUGAAGGAUCCUGAGAGUUCUGAUGUCGGACGUUCUAUUUUUUUCCUGUUCAGAUGUUUAAUUAUUCAGAUUUGUAUUACAUAAAAAGUUUUGUAAAAGUGAA
This is a messenger RNA of Rana temporaria (common frog), 1589 nucleotides long. RefSeq names its product ribosomal RNA processing 9, U3 small nucleolar RNA binding protein (gene RRP9). The coding region runs from base 118 to 1500 and encodes 460 amino acids. Gene Ontology annotation, molecular function: protein binding; snoRNA binding. The transcript is spliced from 15 exons. Gene Ontology annotation, cellular component: small-subunit processome. The record is from RefSeq and is a predicted model, not a curated record. Lineage: Eukaryota; Metazoa; Chordata; Amphibia; Anura; Ranidae.